UUUAUUGCUGUAAAGUCAUAAAUCUCUUCCGUGUGGAUUCACGUGGUAAACAAAGCUAGAGUUCAGGGUAAGUAAAACAGUUCCGAUGCAUACACAAACUCUACAACAUUUCCUAUUUGCGCCAAAUGUUCGAUCGAUUUCGCUGUUCGUUGAUCUUUCAUUACAAGAAGCGGUCAAAAUUCUAACCAGGAAGCAAUGAAAAUUCAACUUGGAAUCUGAAUGAAUUAAAACCUGAAGAAAGAUAGCGAAGUAUUGGCAAACCUAAGAGCAUUAUUCAUAACUGAUGCAAAUACAUGACUGAAGCAAUCAUGGCAUUUCAAGAUUUGACUACGAAAAUGAAAAGGUAACUGCGAUUGAUUUAAUGAAAUGAUGUUGAUGAAAUUUUUUACACUGGUGAGUACGUUCUUUCAUAGGAAAGUUCGAUUUGUUGAUACCGUUAAAACCUAGUCAAAGUUCGAAUCCUUCUGAAUGCAUUAUAAGCUUAAGCACACGAAAGUCACGCAAGGGAACUAACUCAUCUUAUCGUGUAGUAUUUGUGUUUACAAUGAAAUCACGUCAUGUUUGAAAAGCUAUUGUUCAACGAGUAAAAAUCGGACAGAAACUGCGAGAGUUUCGUUUUGUUUUUUGUCUGACGUUCUCUUUAUCGUCACGUCAUUCUCUCUAUAUUUUUGGCUUCCUGUAUUGCUGUAUCAAAGCGAAAACGAAACUUGAUGCUGAGGUCACUAAAGCAGGCCUACUGGAACAGACAACUUAUCGCCCUAUGUUAGGAAAUCAAAAAGGUGUUGGAUUCUGGACUCCACGCUGCGGAUUCCGGAGUGUUUGUCAGUGAAACUUCGAUUCUUGAUUCCAGUCGUUAGUGGGAUCGGGGGGGGGGGAGGUACUCUAGGAAUUUCUGGGUGGGGGUGUGCCGCUGGGACCCUGGAACCCUGGAACCGUUAGCCUAUACCAGAGCUACAGUAGUUCAGCUGAAUUUUGCUACCCUAUACUAGACUAAACUCCCUAAAUAUCCCCCUAUCCUAGAGUAGCUUUUAGGCUGAGUUGGGUGAAUAUAAAUUUGCCGAUUAGAUUUUUUUAUAUUUUUGAGUGACAAUUAUUCCAGGUUUUCCUAGUCUACACUAAAAUCUUCAACCUAUUGAUCAGUUUCCUGGAAAAUGAUACCCUAUUCUAGACUUAAACUCAAACUCUCUGAUUUAUAUACCCUAUCCCAGAGUGAACAGCUUGAAAACCAUACCCUUCACAACGGCACAUACCUAUGUAGCCCAUAUCUGGCAGUCCCCCCCCGGGGGGGUGGGAUCACUGGAUUGCUUGAGUUGUAUUCCGGAUUUCAGAGCCUAAGAUUCCGGAUUCCACAAUUAAGACAAAUAUUCCGGAAUCCGGAUUCCACAAGCAAAAAUUUCCCAAAUUCUGGAAUAACUAAAUAAAUAAUUGCAAAAACAGGAUGCAAAAGCUACUCAUAAGAAAUUUUGGGGCUAUGCGUGACUUCGAGUUAGUGUGGUUUCGAAUUGCACUAUGGGAAAGAUCGCUAGCUAGAUGACGCGUAACUGGCCAAAAUGAGCAAUAGUCAAUAAACGUUCCCUAGUUAUUUAGAGGGUGAGGCUUACGGUUUAAUAAAUUUGUGACCAUUCUUCUGCAAUUAAAAUUAAGCUGAAGUGUCGUUUGCUAGCAGGCUGUUUCACAUGGCAGAGAAUCCAGAGGACGCUGGACAUGACGUUGGGACAACACCCCCAGCAGAAGAAACAACAGAAUUUGAUGAUGACACAAAAAGAGGUGAGAGGAACAAAGAUGGUGAUGUCAACUAAUAAUCCUCAGAAUGUACAGUUUUUCUGGGUCUUGUUUAAACACAAUCUUGAGUAACAUCUUCUUCCCUACAAGAGCUAUUCCUUCUAGAGGCAUAGCUAGGACUUUUUUACAGAGGAAAAGUGACAUUCGCGGAUGUGCUGUACGCGUUGUGGGACGGACUCCCUACAAAAUGUCCUCUUUUCAUCCGACGUUUUCUAUUCUCUCUCUCUCUGAUUUGAGUUGUAAAUGACUAGAAGGAUGAAUAUAAAGAAAUACAAAAAAAAUGUUACAAGUAAAUGAAAGGCAUCACUUUGAACAUCUUACCGAAGGCCUGGAUUCUAUAUCCCAUAAUACAGCGACCAGAGGUCCUAUAUAUGUUAGCCAUCUUUUUUGUGUAUGUAAAGUGGCUUUAUUAUCCUUAUUCUAAUGCAGCAAUAGCAGAAGUGUACAAGAUAGACGGCGACCAGGCAAGCGAGAAAAAAGAUUUUAUUGAAGCGGUACGGCUUUAUAAAGACGCACUUAAUGUUCAAUGCAAGGAUGACAGUUUGAAUACUGAGCUGAAGAAAGGUGAGCAAAAGACAUCACGUUUGUAAACGCUACCCUGCAUGUGAUCGCGGAAACAAACAAUUGCGUGAUCGCUACUAUACUACCACUAGCACUAGCAACACAAACUACAGCUACUGCUAACUCUUUUGCUGCUUCUGCUUCUGUCGCUGCCACUACAACCACCACCACCACCAUUGCCUCUGUAAGUACCAGUACCAGUACCACUACCACAAGCAGUGCCGCUACCACCACCUCUAUUAGGGCAGUCCCGAUUGCGCUGGGCACUUUUUCGAGUUUGUAGCACUAUUAUACAUUUCCAUCACUCUUGAGCACUGUCUUGACUUUUGACCAGAAUCUGAACAUUAUUUUGCUAUUUGGGCAACAUUUAAGCACUUUUUUUUUUUUACAAUUUUCGGCAUGUGUCAUACGUUAUUUGUCUUCGAAACGUUUUCAGUAAACCGAGUACCUUAUAUUACAUGAAAUUUUCGCGAAUUUCACGAUACCAAAAAAAUCGCGAAAUUAAAGUGACGCGAACAAUGAGUGCCGCGAACAUAACGUGAAGCGAAAAUUAAGUGUUAAGUGACUCACAUUUCCGGGGGGGAUAUUUCCUUAUAAGAGGCUAAUGGGGAUGUGCCGAUGGAUGGGAUCGCAUUUUCACGACCUGAUUGACUAUAAUGGGGUCGCAUUUUCAAUAGAGUUACUAGAAUAAAGUCACACAUUCUCGGAUUUUUGGGGUAAGAAAGUUCUUUAUAUUUAUGGUAAGCAAACGUACCAGAAUGUGGUACUCUAGGUGAGAGGUAAAGUGUUCUUCAUUCAAUUUAAAAAAAAUGGGUCAAAAUGGUGUUUCACUUCUAGUUUGGAAAAGUUAAGAAAAUCGAGGGUUAAAGCUUUGAUAAAACUAAGACUAUUUAUGAACAUCUGCUGGGAAAUAACUAAAAACUACGAGCAACUUUCGAGCACUAUCUCGAAAUUUCAAGCACUUUUUCAAAAAUUCACGUACUGUUCGAGCACUUUUUUGCCAUGUUUUGAGCACUUUUUGACGAAUUUUCCAGCGCAAUCGGGACAUGCCUCAGCAUGCCUAACCACUAUCACUACUACUACCAAGACCACUACCACUACCACUAUCACCUAACCCUAACCGCAGCCCCUACCACUGACAUUGCCAACAACAUUCCCAAUCCGACUCUUACAGCCACUAUCACCACUUCCUUCGCCACUAGCACCACCGCUACCGCUUGCAUUACCACUACCUCUACCGCUACCAUUGCCUCUACCACCACCUCCUCCACCAGUACCACUACCGCUACGACUGCAGCUGUAAAGCCGAAGGUGACAGUAAUAGAGCCUUCAGAGAUCUAGCCUAUCCUACCAAAUCUGCCUUUGAUGUUAUUUUCGUACAGAUGCAUCAGAUGCGGAUCCUUUUCAUUCUCUAGUGUUUAAAAGUACGCAAGUUAUCGAGAAUUUAUGACUUGCCUGUGGAAUCCUGAAAAAUUUUGCUUGGGGAAUCCGGAAUUCCUGGGCUUUGAAAUCCGCAAUCCCACUAAUCCAGAGUCGACGAGACAGAGACUGAAAUCCCGUACCUGAAAUCCGGAAUCCACGGCGUGGCAUCUAGAAUCCCAGACUGUCUUGAAAUCCCUUAUAUGGGGCGAGGCACUACACACGAUACCCAGUCACAAAUGGACUGGGCAAAUGGACCAUUCUUCCAACAAACAAAUCUUACAAACACAACCAGGGUAAAGGGCAUUCCCAUUUGAAGAUGGAUUUGAGCUAAUUUUGUGUGCUUGUGCAAUCAAUUCUUUUUAAUCAGCUCUAGCAGACGCUUACAAGAAUGAAGGCAAUAACGCGCACAAAAGGAAAGACUACCCAGCCGCUGUGCACUUCUACUCAGAAGGACUCCAAGUGAACUGUGACGAUAACGAGCUGAAUGCUAAACUCUACAGCAACAGGGCAACGGCUAAUUUCAAUCAGAGUAAGCCAGCUUAAUUAAAAACAAUUCUUGCCAGAUGCAUCUGUUGCACCGUUUUGAUAAUUAAUUACUGAAACAGAUUCCAAUUUUCAUAACUAAUGAAUUAUUAGAUUUACUGAUAUUUUUUGCUAGUUAUAUAUGUCAAGAAAAGUAAUAAGAACAUUUUCCUAUCUCAAGUAUGUCUAUGGUGAUUGAUGUUUCCAUGCUUCUUGGGUAUUUGCUGACUUCCUAUUAUACCCCCUCAGGCUAGGCUAAGCACGCACAAAGAAAGCCUCGCAAGCGAAUUUAGCAAAAUUUAAUUAAUGUCUCUUGUCCUUUUCAUGAUUUCAGAAAACUAUGAAGAAACGCUAAUUGACGUGCAAAUUGCCGUUGACUUGCAGCCAACCUAUACUAAAGCCAUGGAAAGAGGUAGGUACAGUUUCCCAUCCCGUCGCUGGCUUCCUUUCCUUCGUGGGUAAACCAUAGGUGGAAGGAGCGAAGAAAUUGAAUGCUGAUCACAGGUGACUACUUAGAACUGAGUAGUGCUUUUGAUUGGUUGAAGGAAAUUUCCCUUCCGGAACGACCAGUCAGAAGUUCGUAGCCAAAUCUUGGUAGUGUCACUUCAUCUGUAUGGAAUUCUGCGCAUGCGUUCAUUCCGCGGACAUCAUUUCGAAGGUGAAAUUGCAAAGGUUGGGUAGGGAUUAAGAGAGAUGGGUUUUGGUUCCAGUUGACGGGACUUUUGAAAAAGAUAGGAAUCGAGAAAGCGGCAACAAACUAUAUAGCAAACUAGAAAUGAUAAGCUCUUACAUCUGUUUUUUGUUGUUGUUUUGUUUGGUCGAUGUAGUUGUUGUUGUGGGUUUUUUAACGCUAAUUUUUUGGUUUCAGGAGCAAAUGCCUGUUUGCAACUUGGUUUAUAUGGAGAAGCCAUUAACUGGUGCGAUAAAGGAUUGGCAGUAUCCUAUUGAAUUAUUCCGUUAACGUCUUUCCAAUGCACAUGCGUUUUUGUAUACACAUAUAUAUUUUUUUUCAAAAAGCUGUUUAGCCAAAGCUACUCUUGUCAGUGGCUGUUUAAAUAUUUACAGUAUUUAUUCGAAUAAGCGCCCAACCUCGAACUAGCGCCCACCUCGAAUAAGCACCCAUCCUAAAGGCAGAAAAAGUUAAUAAACGUCCAGCCUCGAAUAAGCGCCCACCCCUCCCCCUCCCGCUCAAACUUAAAUUGCAGGUGAAAUUGAAAUUAAAUAAGUACUGAUAAGAGACUUCCCCGAAGGUGGAGUUUUCUUCACAGUAUUUCACAAAAACCUUGCUUUGUUACAUCUUAGCGUUUUGUUAUUACCACUUGUCGUUUUGUUCCCAAAUAUACAUACUAUACUUGCUGAAUAUGGUGAUAAGCGCCCACUCUCAAGGUCCAAAGAUUUAUUGAGUGCUCAGGGCAGUUAAUCGAAUAAAUAUGGUAAUACACAUUUUGGCAACUCUGUCGGACAUUGGGUUGCUAUGGUUACAAGGCAUAGCGUCAAAAAUAACACGAUGUAAGAGCAUUUUCCCGAAAAAAUGCACGUUUUUUACAAUUUUUGGUAAAUAACGUACAAAGCAAUUCCAAAACCCAAUAAUGUUUAAUAAUAACUUUUUUACACCUACUCAAUGAAAAGUUUCUAGACUGUUGGUAUAAAUGUGAAUUUUCAGAAAAGCCACUAUGGUAGCUUAGAUAGCAGCCAAGAUGGCGACCAUUUUGAAUGACGUCAAAACCCCCAUCUUAUUGCUCUAGUCGUAGGCUAUCCAUUAGACCUUUAAUCUUUGUAUAACAUUUAAUAAAGUCCAAAAGCCAGGGAAGGAGUUCCUACUACCCGCUUCCCUGCCCUUUUGUACCAUGAUGAGAGUAUUGGUCUAUUUGUAGUUUUUAGACUUAAUUAAGCAUAUAGUUGUUUAGAUUUAACUAAAAAAGAUCGACAAGGAAAACAAGACUCUUUCUGAAUUGAGGAGCAAGACUAUUGCGGAAAGAGACAAACCAAAGGUAAUUUUAAUCGUUAAAAAUGCAGUACCAAUUGCACUGAUACUACGAUUAGAAGAGGAAAUCAUGCGCAGUAUAGACAUCCCGAGUGGUGUAAAACCAGCCUAGUCCCUAGGAGUUUUCUCUUGACCCGUUGUCCGCUCGAAGUCUGGGAAAGAGCGGGCGAGUUUCUCUCGGUGACGUCACAGCUCACGGUAAAGUCCAGGAUUGACCGGGCCAAGAACACACAGGGACUAGGCUGGUGUAAAACCAUUGGCUAUCACUAAUAGAGAUCCGAAUUCCAUAAAAAACAAUACAAAGUUUUCCUUGUAACUUUGGAUCAGGUUAGGUUUCUGGGAAACUACUCACCUACCCCUCCCCUAAGCCAACAUUAACACUUACUUCUCGUUUAGGGAAAAAUGUUGAUUUAGGGGAGGCGUAGGUGGGCAGGUUCCCAGAAACCUAACUUGAUCCUUUGUUUUCUACCCAUUAGUACUUAAACUACUUACUUGCCAAAUUUGCAGGAACAGAUGACGAGGGAUUUCCCUGGGGGAUUUUCUACGCCUGGAGGAAGUUUUUCUGGAAUCCCUGGACUUGCAGGAGGUUUCCCUGCUGGCACCAUUGGAGGAGGGAUGUCUGCCGAGGCAAUACUUGGAGGUAGUAGAGAGCAUUUGGAAUUUACAUCUGGAGCAGGGUUGUUACGGCCUAAUUUUCUUCCACAUACAAGCAUAUCCAUACCUCUGCCAUGGGACAAAGUGUAAAUAUGGGCACUAAGAGUCCAAGUUUGAAACAUUUGAGGAUGGCGCUAAAUUUAGAAAUUUCCUUGCUCAAAGUGCAAAAUGUGUAAUCAUUUUAAAGAUCUUUUACUAUAUUCUGGUCAUCUACUCAGUAGUCGAAAGAUGAUGAUGUUGAUGGUGAUGACAAUGAUGGUAGUGGUGAUGGUGCUCCUGAUGAUGAUGAUGAUUCUGGGUGAUGGUGGCGAUGAUGAUGAUGAUGGUGAUGACGAUAAUGAUGAUGAUGAUGGUGCUGGUGCUGUUGAUGAUGCUGGUGAUAAUUAUGAUGCUUGAUGAUAAUGAUGAUGAUGAUGAUGAUGAUGAUGAUGAUGAUGAUGCUAUUAAGGAAAUUAAAUCUUACUCCCGAUCCUAAGUCUGUAUGCAAUAAUGCUGUAGACUGCAAACUUUGCCUUAUCUUGUAUAUAAUAGUUUAUUUCUUUCGAUUCAAUUGUGUUGUAUCAUUGACCAUUUCUAGGAGGUGAAACACCCAUUCUGAACGACUUACUGAGUGACAAAGAAUUGGUCGCAGCAUUCCAGGUUAGUUUAUGAUCAGUAUUGUACAUAAUGCAAAACGAAUUCAGUUAGUAAUAUAACUGGAGCCGUUGGCAACUUUGCAAGGGUCUGAUCGACAAUAAAAGAUACAAUCCUCGUCACAUUAAGUUGGGACACUUCGUGCAGUACCCAUAUUCCGACAAAAAGUUGUGCUCCUUCCCUCCCAGUGUUUAAUUUUUUUGCUUCUGUGAUGCCAACUCGCAGAAAUCAACACUGAGGAGGCAGAAAAAAUGACUACUGUCCUAACUAAUAUGACGAGUAUUGUAUAGGUUUAAUUAAGAAACGGUCCAGAUAAGAACGAUAGCAACAACGGCAACGAACAUGUUGGAAUGCAAAAAAGGUGCUAACUUUUCUAUUGUCUGUACUUACUUCUGAUUGGCUUAAACAGAAAAAGUUAACAAAACUUCAUAAAGCAGUACAUAUAUUCAUCCUUACUUUCCAACCAUCUUCCAUACAGUAAAAUCUGGUCUCAGUUUGAAUAACAAAGAAAUCCUAUGUGGGGAACAUGUAAAAUUGUAAACUUUUCUUGGCUAUUGUUUUCAACUCUUGUGAUUGGUCAAAAUCUUUUAACACAAAAAACACCCUUUCGAAGUGGAGUGUAAAUGCAUUUUAUUGCGUAAACGGCCUUCAUGUAGGUUUAUGCAUUCUCUGCGUAAAAAUGAGAACAUUCCUAUGUUGGGAAAGCACCGUUUCCGCUUAACAAAAGAAAUUGCUAUCCACCUUACCCGGAUCAUUACUUAAAAGAUCAGCCUGUUUGAAAUUCACACAAAAAGCGUAACUUCAAUUCUUCAAUGAACCAAGUGCAGCUCUUGCAGCUGGACUGCUCCAUGUAAGGGACCCCGGAAAUUUGGCCAGUGGAAUCCGGACUCCGGAAAAUUUUGCUUGUGGAAUUCCGGAAUCAUGGGCUUCGGAAUCCGGAAUACAGCUCAAGGAAUCCAGAAUCCAAGAUCUGCUGACAGAGACUGGAAUCCAGUAUUUGGAAUCCUGAAAUACAUGCUUUGGAAUCCAGAGUACCAGAAUGUCUUGGAUUCCUUUACAUGGAGCAAUGGACUGCCACAUGUUACGUAAAUUACCAUCUUAGAUGGAAGCCCUUUUUGUCUUACUACGCUGCAUACUAUACCCAAGCGAGUUGUUUUUGUGCCAUGUGACCGAACAGGGGAGCAUCCAGGAUUUUUUUUAGGAGGGGGUGCACUCGUCUCUUGCUCUACUUCAACACCAACAAACCACAUAGUUUUUUUUUUGCAGAAUACCAGUUGUAUUAGAAAAUCGCAGGUCAUCUCGGGGGGGUGCGCACCCCCUGCACCCUCCCCCUAGAUCUGCCUCCGCGGAAGUAGUGGGAAGUGAGUUGUGGGUUUGAAUUUUACAAUAGUCCAGUGUUGAUUGUAUCAUAAUUACAAGGAAAAAAAUUGUAGCCGAUAAAUAAGUCAAAAAGUGAAUAAAUUUGAUUUGCCAAUUAAAAUAUGACGUUAUUAAGAUGCCGACUAUUUGACUUUCAGGAUCCUGAAACAAUGCAAGCUUUCCAAGAUGUCAGCCAAAACCCGUCAAACAUAACUAAAUACGGAAACAAUCCUAAAUUAAGAACUAUUAUUGAUAAGUUGGACAAGAAAUUUGGUCCCCCAGGAACUGGCCCGCCGCCCGGGAGUGGAAGCGGCUUUUCGGGUGGCUUUUCGGGCGGUAUGCCUUUCGGCAACAUGUUUGGAGGGCCGUAAAUGUUUUCUUUUUAAGUUUCCGCCCUAGAACUGACAACUUCCUCUUCCUUGGGUAUUUGAUGUGUCACGGUAAUUUUAAAAUAUUAUAAAGUUGAUAGAUAGCCUGUGACGAGGUGUGCAAGAUUAUGGGCGCUUUCCAUUUACGAAAAAAAACCGGAAAUUUCGGUGGUAGCAAAAGUGGAAUUUCCGAUCGGUAAAAAGUUGUUCCAUUUGGUCGUAAACCUCGGUACGUGGCCGGGUGCCCGACCGUGGACCUGGAACUGGUACAAACUACAAGAAACGUCAAUGGAACACGACAUUCCGUUCGGAAAUUCCAACCGGGAAAACGGGACCACCUUUUUCGAUUUUCCACUUUUUCUGGGAAUUUUCCAGUGGGACGAACCGACGAAACGUGGUCCAUUUACCGCCGAACCGGAAAUUCCGGAAAUUUUGACUAAAUGGAAAGCGCCCUAUAUGAAUAUAAUAGAGUGUUGAUCUGCAUGGUCCAGUUGAGUCACUCAAAAUGGCAGCAAAAUUCAUCGCCGUUUUGAGCGUUUUACUGAAAGAUCACAUUGAUCAAAAUAGUGCUGAAGUUAGAAUUUUUUUUCACGCUGAACAUGUCAAAUAUUUUACUAUUAAAAAUUUUCUUGGGGAAGCCUGCUCCGAUUGUGCUCGUAAAAUGCUUGACAAGACAAGAAUGCCGACAAGAAUGCCAAAAAGUUGCUGAAAAAUAGUAAAAAAAAAAUGCAACGUAACUCGUAAAUAUGGGUGAAACCACAAGUGGUUGCCCAAGCUCACUGUAAAAGCCCUGAGCAACACUGUACUACUUACCUAAGUAAUCAAUCAUAAGACAUGAAUUAUAAAUUCCAGGACGUCAAUUUGACAAUUAUUCUUUCUUUCAAUAAUUGAUCGAAAUGUGGAUUUAGUUUUUCUUUUGAGUUUACCUUUAGGUUGAUUACGAAAUUCGCAUAACUUGAAGUUCUCGGUGAAAUCGUUGACUUUUUUGUGUUUGAUAUGUGCAUGCAGUUUGCUCUAUAAACCUAUAUUUUCUCAAAAAUUGCUCACAAAGGCAGAUUAUAAUCAAGGUUGCUAGAACCGUAAAAAAUUGUUCCCAACGGCAAAAGCUGCUGAAAAGUUGACGAGCACAAUCGAGACAGGCCUAUUCCUGGCACAAAAAAAUGUGUGAAAAGGUCACAUUUUCACGUAAAAAUAACUUGACCUCAUAAGGUCUGAAACUGGUAACAUACUAAACAUGCUCCUACUAGUAAGAAAUGGUUUGAAACAAAAAUUAAAAAAACAAAACUCUUUUGGAACAAGCCCUUUAAUAGACCCUUCCAUGGAUUUUUCAACUUUUGACAUGGACCAGUUAGGGAAAAUCCGUCCGGGAGCCGGUGUUGGGGUUUAUAUAGUUAGCUAAUGGGGAUCUGAAACGUACAUUUGGGGAAAUCCUUUUAGGGCCGUGAAAAAUAUAAGCGGGAGCUUUAUUGUUAUUGAGUACCAAUGUCGUGAACAUAGCAGUGCAUAAUAUGUAGAGUUUCGUUCGAAGAAGGAAAAGAGGGAGCUAAAGCAUCAACGACGGCGACGGCUACGAAAACUUCACUCAAAAAGUGAACUUGCGCUGCUUUAAACUUUAAUGCGCUUAUUCUAUCUCGUUUAAUUCGUCAAAUGCUGGAAAAUUUUAUGCAGCUGAUUUCUAAAAGACUAUAUCGAAGUUUAGGAAAAGAAAAAAAAAGGCGCUGUCUUGUAUUCAGAGCCUUCUAAGAUAGUGAAAUUUGGCACUUUCACGUCGUAGUCGUCCAUCGACGGUAAGUGCAACGUACACGUGAAUUCGUUGUUUUGACUGUUUUGCUAAUCUGUCAAAACCUAUUGCCUUGUUGCCAUUCUCGUUCUCGUUACCAUCUCUGUCUUCGUUGCUUAAGCUCCAUAUGCAUGUUCUUUAGCGCUAUUCAGUCGUACCCUUAGCUCGGAAAAAUAAUUUACCGCCGAACCGGAAAUUCCGGAAAUUUUGACUAAAUGGAAAGCGCCCUAUAUGAAUAUAAUAGAGUGUUGAUCUGCAUGGUCCAGUUGAGUCACUCAAAAUGGCAGC
This is a messenger RNA of Porites lobata, 11353 nucleotides long. Lineage: Eukaryota; Metazoa; Cnidaria; Anthozoa; Scleractinia; Poritidae. The record is from the annotation of a GenBank genome assembly.